AUGUCAAUAUUGUAUGAACCGACCGCAUUGCCUCUAGCAAACACUCCUACAAUGUUUAAUACUGUUCCCGGAAGCAAAGCUCGUCCAAGCUCUCAAUCGCAGUCGAUUCCAGUGGAAUUUCAAGCAGUGCUCUUUGCUGGCUUUGGUAACAGUUUAUAUCCAUUGACCGGCAAUGAUUCCUUGCCAAAAGCUCUACUUCCUGUUGGCAAUAAGCCCAUGCUUCAUUAUCCCUUGUACUGGUUAGAAGCAGCUGGGUUCAGCUCUGUUAUCAUCAUUUGCAUGGAAGAAGCCGAGGCUCACAUCAGCUCUUGGUUACGCUCUGGUUACGACGGCCAUUUAAGAGUGCAUGUGGAAGCUCCUACUGUGAUGGACGACUCCAUGGGUUCUGCCGAUGCUCUUCGUGCUGUGUCCCAUUUGAUCAAGACUGAUUUCGUUUGUCUAAGUUGCGACAGCAUCACUGAUUUGCAACCUUAUAUGGUUUUAGAUCGCUUUCGUUUGAAUGACCCUUCUGCGCUCAUCGUGUAUAGCCAUGUAUUAAAGCAUGAACACAUUACAAACCAAUCUAAGGAGAUUACUGAGAAGCAUUUAAUUGGCGUUGAAGAAUCGUCCCAGAGAUUGUUAUAUGCCAAAAGCUCAGCUGAUAUUGGAGGAGAUUUGUCCCUUCGAAUGUCCUUAUUAUGGAAGCAUCCUAAUAUUACCCUUCACACAAACCUCGGUGACUCUCAUAUAUAUGUUUUCAAACAUUGGAUCAUUGAUCUCAUCCGGGAAAAGGAAAACAUUUCCUCCAUUAGCAGUGAUUUAAUUCCUUAUUUGGUGAAAUGCCAAUACCAAAGACCGUUUGCCAUCCGGGAAGAUAUUAACAAAUACUUGCAAAACUCUGCAGAUGAAGAUUAUGAAGAUAUUUCUAAUGAGUUACUUAUCAAUACCUUUAUUGCAAAGGAAGAAUAUCUUUGCGCUCGUGCAAAUAAUUUGCCCAAUUACUUCGAACUCAACAGAUGCAUUGCUAAAUUGACGCCUGAUCCUCGUCUCAUCGAUGUCAAUGUUUCUGAAAGAGCUCUCGUCGGAGCUGAUUGCAUGGUCAAUGAGGGUACUGCCAUCUGCGAUAAUAGCAACAUUAAAAAGAGUAUCAUCGGAAGAAAUUGUUCCAUUGGUAAAGGCGUUGUCGUCAGCAAUUCCAUUCUUAUGGACAACAUUGUCGUGGAGGACGGUGUUCGCUUAGAUUGUUGUAUUGUUGCUUCUGGAGCCAGCAUCGGUCAACGAUCCAAGCUUCGAGAAUGCGAAAUUGGCGUCAAUCAUAAUGUCGAGGCCAAACGUACCGCUAGAGGUGAACGGUUAGUAGACAUGGAAAAGAUUGAAACGGACGACGACAAAUAA
Molecule: messenger RNA, 1374 nt
Organism: Schizosaccharomyces osmophilus
Lineage: Eukaryota; Fungi; Ascomycota; Schizosaccharomycetes; Schizosaccharomycetales; Schizosaccharomycetaceae
Gene: tif223
Product: translation initiation factor eIF2B gamma subunit
Exons: 5
Coding region: 1-1374 (457 amino acids)
Biological process (GO): biosynthetic process; cytoplasmic translational initiation
Cellular component (GO): guanyl-nucleotide exchange factor complex; eukaryotic translation initiation factor 2B complex
Molecular function (GO): guanyl-nucleotide exchange factor activity; translation initiation factor activity
Source: RefSeq, a predicted model, not a curated record